CCAUGUACCAAGCCAAACUUUCAAUUUCAAUCUACAUAUAAUACGCACAAGCUUUCUUUGUGUGUUGAAAAUGGCUUCGCCGCAAAGUGGUCUCGUGUUUGAGGAUUUCUUCCCGGCCAUGGUGGAGAAAUUGGGCACGGAAGGAUUCAUGAAAGAGCUAUCUAAGGGGUUCCGGUUGUUGAUGGAUGGUGAGAAGGGUGUGAUCACGUUCGAGAGCUUGAAGAAGAACUCAGCCUUGUUGGGGUUGCAGGACAUGAGCAAUGAAGAGGUGGUUUGCAUGUUGAGAGAAGGGGAUUUGGAUGGGGAUGGUGCUUUGAAUGAGAUGGAAUUUUGUACUCUCAUGUUUAGGCUUAGUCCUGCCUUGAUGAAGGAUUCCAAAAAAUUAUUGGUUGAAGCUAUUGUCAAUUUGUAGACCAUGAAAAAAAUAAGUAUUUUCAAUAAGAGACAAGUUCAAAAACAGGUUAAUUUUAGUUGGAAAUGACAUUUUUGUCAUUAAUGGCAAAAAAUUCAUUUUCAUUUUCAGCUUAAAUUACCUUGUUUUUGAAACCCUCUAGAAUGAAACUACUUAUUCUCCUUACCAUUUACAAUGGUAUUAUUGUGUUCCAUAUCCUUCAUCAUUUUUUUUUUUCUUCUAUUGGGAUUGAUGUGAGAUACUUCACUAGAAUUUUUGUUCUAUGUAUUGGUUAGAGUGGUUAACGAAAAAUAUUAAAUGUUAGGGCUUUGG
Molecule: messenger RNA, 724 nt
Organism: Rubroshorea leprosula
Lineage: Eukaryota; Viridiplantae; Streptophyta; Magnoliopsida; Malvales; Dipterocarpaceae
Source: the annotation of a GenBank genome assembly